AUGGCGUCUCUUUUGAAUGAAGGUGAGUGCUUGCCGGCCAAAAAACGAAAAUUGGACGAAUCUAAUGAAAAACCCAGUGUCCAUGAAAAGUUAAACGACUUAACAGACUUUAAAUUAGAAAAAAUAAUAAAUAACAAUACUGUUCGAAAAAGUGUUUGCCUAAAGGGAACUUUUGAAUCACAGGAAGGUGAUGUUUUAAUACUUUUGGAAAAGACAGCAUUUGCUGAAGACAGUUUGUUAAACAACAGCGAAUAUUUCACAGAGAAAUGCCCAUUGGAAAAAGUUUUUCACAAUGAUAUUUAUGGAGACUAUAAAUAUUUUCCAAAGGUAGAGUUAAACGGUAUUAAAACAACAAUUAUUCACCCUGCGACAAGUAAACAUAUCACAAAAUAUUCAGUGCAAACAAAUUAUAUUGUUGAUGAAACCCCGCAAAUUUAUGAUGAGAUUGUGUUGCCUCAUUUGAUGGGCGAACAAUUAAACUUGCAGUGGGUUUUUAAUAUUUUGGAGCACAAAUCAGAGGUUGAAAGAAUUGUCUUUGAAGAUACAGAUCCUGAAAUUGGUUUUAUUUUAAUUCCUGAUUUAAAGUGGAAUGGUGAAGCUGAUACAUUGUAUUUAUUGGCUAUUAUUAACAAAAGAGGUAUCAAGUCAUUGCGUGACAUUACUCAGGAACAUCUGCCCUUAUUAAAAAACGUACAAACAAAAACAUGUAAAAUAAUAGAGGAAAAAUAUGGAUUGGAUUCGUCUCAAUUAAGAAUUUAUUUCCAUUACCAGCCAUCUUUUUACCAUUUGCACAUUCAUUUCUGCUACCUUCGACAUGAAGCUCCUGGAAUUUUGGCGGAAAAGGCACAUUUGUUGUCUAAUGUAAUAAGUAACUUGGAAAUUCUCCCUGAUUAUUAUAAAAAAGCUACUUUGCCCUUUACUGUCAGAGAGAGCGAUAAUUUAUUUAAGAAAUUUGAAGAAAAGGGAAUUUUAAAGAAAUUUAACAUUAAAAAUGACUAA
Molecule: messenger RNA, 999 nt
Organism: Brassicogethes aeneus
Lineage: Eukaryota; Metazoa; Arthropoda; Insecta; Coleoptera; Nitidulidae
Source: the annotation of a GenBank genome assembly